AUGACGCCGAAACGGUUUCAAUUCAAAAUCGAGGAAUUGCCCGACAUGGCACAGUCGCUCGUGCUCCGCAACUUUAACGAACGCGACUUGUAAGUGUCGGAUUUUCACGAUUUUGUGGCGAAAAAGUGAACGCUGUUGUGCAGAAUGUGCUUCUCGGUUUGCGACGCGAAAUCGGUGGAUCUGGUGAAGAACGCCGAGAUACGCACGAAAAAGUUUCACGUCGGACUCGGACAAAUCGAGUUUCUGUUCUCGACACGCCUCAACGCGUCGCUCGUUUGGAGGUUCAACGAAGUGAAACAAGAGCCGAAAGAGAAGACUAUAAAGGUAGAUUUCGAGAGCCUAAAAUGGACUAAAGUGCUCAGGUAAUUUUCGGCAAGUGGUGGUGAGCAUGUGUCACGCGCGCAUCCGGCAUGGCAUCAGCACGGAUAGGGCGCGUGCACCCGAAACGAUACUAUUCUGCACUCUAAACAUCCCGAUUUUGCAGGAAAUCAUCAAAAACGUGCGCGAGAACAAGGAGCAGCACUGGAUCACCGACUGCGCCGACAUGGACGUGGCCAUGUCGACGGUCGUCGGAUACCUUUUCGAACUGUUCCGCUCAAAAGUCACCUACUACCAUUUCGAUCUUUCCGACGACAAGUCUUGCGUCGAAAAACUCGCACUGCUCGCCAUCGACCACGUGGAAAACAUGGAAAUCUCCGUCUCGAGACUCUUUUGCGAACAGAAUUUGAGAGAGAUUCUCGAGAAUGUGCACAUUGACGAGAGGCUCAAACUCUACUCGAGGUCGCCGCGCAAUUUCAGCUUUUAUGAGGUUAGCAUCAGUGUUGAGCGGAAUUCCGUCUUCCGUCUUCUGUCUUCCGUCUUCCUUCUUCCGUCUUCCGUGGUUUUUUUGUUCCGUCUUCCGUCUUCCGUGAUUUUUUUUGUUCCGUCUUCCGUCUUCCGUAAAAAAAUUUUUCUUCCGUCUUCCGUCUUCCGGGAUUUUUUCUUCUUACCGUAAAAGAGUAAUGGCUUUUCAGAAGCCAUUUACUAGCCCCGAAGAACGCGAAUUUUCACGGGAAGUGACCAAAAAACCAAAAACCAAAAAACCAAAAACCAAAACCAAAUUUCAAAAAAAAAACCGGAAAAAAAUUCUGCAUUGACGAUUUUUUUGUUCCGUCUUCCGUCUUCCGUUUUCCGUGUUCCGUAAAAGAAAUUUUUUUUCAAAAAAAAAAACCGGAAAAAAAGGUUCUGCAUUGACGAUUUUUUUGUUCCGUCUUCCGUUUUCCGUUUUCCGUCUUCCGUGAGAAAAAUUUGCUUCCGUCUUCCGGAUUUCAAAAUUCCAUUUCCGUUUUCCGCGCAUGAAUCAUUCCCAAUUUCAGCCGCUCCGCGCCAAAUACCUGGAACUGUCGCACGCGAAUUGGCUGACGAACAACAAUUUGCUGACGGCCGACGCGGAGAAGAUCACCGUGUUCCAGUGCAACUUGCAAAUCAGCACCGUCAACGAAUUCAUGCACCGAUGGCUCGCGGGCAAAUAUCCGCGCCUGCAGACGUUCGAGUGGGAGUUCAACAAGAACGAGCAGAAUCCGAGGGACGGCAUCGGGCGGAUGACUCUUAUGAACAAGUUGAAUUUGCACUGUGUCGAUCCGGACAGGCACCACAAGUAUAUCAUGUGAGUGUGAGCGUUUGAAGUGAAACACAUUUGGGUAAUUUUUGGUUUUUUCAGGCCGCUUUUCUACGUCUACACCAACUUGUAAGUCUUUCUUUUACGUAAAAAAGGACUUUGAUACACGGUCUCCUCAGAGCUGACAAUUUUAACAGCAAAAUUUGUGUUUUUUUGCCAGAUUAGCCACGAAAAAUCGAUAAUUUCUCAUUUGUCUCGCGAUAGACCGAUUGUUUAGGCUAUAACGAAUUUUUUAAGCGCAAGAGCGAUAAAUUUGGUCAAGUCGCAAAUCAAAUUUAUCCGUUUGAAGGUUUUUGGCUAAAACUGCGUGAAUUUCAGUUGCUUUUCGGUAAUUUUCGCGGUUCGAGCGCUCAAAAUGCUUGUAUUUACGUGAUUUAUCAUUCUCAAAACCAAUUCUGUCGGAAAACGGUCAAGAAAGCGCAAAAUGAGAAGUGCGGCGAAGGCUAAAAAGCAAAAUCCGCGAAAAAUGCGCCAAAACGUCAUUAAUUCUGAGAAUUAGUGUGUUUUCAUGCCGAACAUGCAUUUUUCAUCGCCUUUGACCACAAAAAUUAGAGAAAACCUGCUGAAUUCAUGACAACGCCAUUUGCCCGAGGCGCCGCCCAUAUUGUCAGCUCUGAAGACCGUGCAUUGAGGCCUCAAGUCUGACCCCAAAAGUGACUGACCUUCUUUAAGCGCUAACUUUGACACUUUUCCGUCGAUGCACUGUAUCUGACGACAUUUUGCACACACACCGUUCCGAAAAACACGUAGCUUUUCCAAUGUUUAUCGAUAGUUUCAGUUGACGAAAAAUUGGACUCUAGCGCACACUUUCCUGACCAUUUUCACAGUUUAUCGACUAGUUUCCUAUACUCUUUAUUUAGCGUAUGACCUGAUAUUAUAUGAGUACCAUAGGAUUUUAUGGCUUAUGGUAGAAAGUAGGCAUUUUCCGGAGAAAAUCACAGAAAAAUCUAAUUUUGCUCAAUUUUAGCCUAAAAUCGCGUGCUGCGCCUUUAAAACUACCGUAGUCCAUUUUUUUCCCGUUUUUGCUCAAUUUCACUCUUGAAAAGUCUGAAAAAAACCUGUUUUCUCUACAAAAUUCAUCCGAAUAAGGCAUUUUUUCGGUGAAAAACCGAACAUUCGUAUUUCUGGCAUAAAACCUGUGCAAAAUCACAAUGUGCCUUAAAAAUUUCAAGUUUUCAGCAGAAAAGUCGUAGUGCGUCUUCAAAUUGUACAUUUUAAGUAAAACAAAUCAAACUAACCUACUAGUUAGAACCUUAAUUCCUUCGAAUUGUGCAUUUUACCGCGAUUACCCGCUAGUUGACGGCAUUUUUCACAGUUUCCAUGGCAACCCCCCCCAGAUAAAGCGCCACACCCUGCGCUUCAGGCUUUCGGAUUUUUCAGAAGAGUAGUCACACAUCAUCUCGACUUUAAAAACGGCUACGACUUGCACCGCGACGACGGCGCCAUCGCCUCCAUUUACGUCGGAAACUCUGAGCUUCUGUUCGUCGUCUGGGGCGACUGGAUCCCCGAGAUUCUUUUGCGAAACACAACGGCCGGUGGAGAAGAGCCGGGAACCAGUGACUAG
Molecule: messenger RNA, 3221 nt
Organism: Caenorhabditis sp. 36 PRJEB53466
Lineage: Eukaryota; Metazoa; Nematoda; Chromadorea; Rhabditida; Rhabditidae
Source: the annotation of a GenBank genome assembly